This is a messenger RNA of Salvelinus namaycush (lake trout), 3724 nucleotides long. RefSeq names its product protein quaking-like. Lineage: Eukaryota; Metazoa; Chordata; Actinopteri; Salmoniformes; Salmonidae. Gene Ontology annotation, biological process: regulation of mRNA splicing, via spliceosome. The record is from RefSeq and is a predicted model, not a curated record. Gene Ontology annotation, cellular component: nucleus. The transcript has 7 exons. Gene Ontology annotation, molecular function: mRNA binding. Bases 529 to 1530 code for a protein of 333 amino acids.
GAGCCCAGGCGAAGCACAGCCACACGGUUACAUGAGACCGAAUGCCAGCUUCAUUGAAAAAGCUCUGUUAUCGAGAGUAGAGACAGGAGGGACAGACGUUUUCAGUGUGCAGACACACAAAUAACAACACGCAGAAAGCUCUGGGGAACUCGGCGAAAGGGACAUUUUCACAGCCUCAAGAACCUCGGUAGGAGAAAGCAGAAGACACAUCGUUUUAAAAGAUAAAUCAAGCGCAGUGGACACAGCGGGACUAGAUUAUUCAUUCCGAUAACUUCUAUAAGGGCAACCGCCGUAUAUUUUUGUUUUAUUUUUCCUUUCAUUUACUUUUUUCUUUAUUUUAUCACCUGUCCUCAGAAAAGCUUACAACCAGACGGAGUUGAAUUGCAGUGCAGUGCGUAAAGAAAUUGAACGCAACAGCAGGAGACAGAACAGCUCACCGCAUUUAGCCUACCAGCAAAAUACAGUAUAUAUUUUUUUUUCCCCAUCCUUGGUUCUGCUUGGAGCUGAUUUUUGUUAAUUUUUUGGAAUAUGGUUGGGGAAAUGGAAACGAAGGAGAAACCGAAGCCUACCCCAGACUAUCUCAUGCAGCUCAUGAAUGAUAAGAAACUGAUGAGCAGCCUACCCAACUUCUGCGGAAUUUUUAAUCACCUCGAACGGCUGCUUGAUGAAGAGAUCAGCCGGGUACGGAAGGACAUGUACAACGACACGCUAAACGGCAGCACAGAGAAGCGGAGCAGUGAGCUCCCAGACGCAGUGGGCCCCAUGGUGCAGCUCCAGGAGAAACUAUUUGUGCCUGUGAAAGAGUACCCCGAUUUUAACUUUGUGGGCCGUAUCCUGGGACCACGGGGGCUGACAGCCAAGCAGCUGGAGGCAGAGACAGGAUGUAAAAUCAUGGUGCGUGGAAAAGGCUCCAUGAGGGACAAGAAGAAGGAAGAGCAGAACCGCGGCAAGCCCAACUGGGAGCACCUCAACGAGGACCUGCAUGUCCUGAUCACGGUGGAGGACGCACAGAACCGCGCCGAGAUCAAGCUGAAGAGGGCCGUGGAGGAGGUCAACAAACUACUGGUGCCUGCGGCGGAGGGAGAGGACAGCCUGAAGAAGAUGCAGCUGAUGGAGCUGGCCAUCCUCAACGGCACCUACCGAGACGCCAACAUCAAGUCACCUGCCCUUGCCUUCUCUCUUGCAGCGAACGCCCAGGCGCCCCGCAUCAUCGCCGGCCCCGCCGCCAUGUCCCAGAACGCCCUGCGCACGUCCACCCCGGCCGGCCCCACCCUAAUGCCCCUGAUCCGACAGAUCCAGACCUGCAUGCCCAACGGCUCGCCCCACCCGGGCGUCAUGACCCAGGGUCCCGAGUCGGGCCUCAUAUACGCGUCGCCGUACGAUUACCCCUACACGCUGGCCCCUGCCACCUCCAUCCUGGAGUACCCCAUCGACUCCAGCGGGGUGUUAGGUGCAGUGACUACUAAGGUUCGAAGGCACGAGCUGCGGGUCCAUCCUUACCAAAGGAUAGUGACCGCAGACAGAGGUUAGUUUAGCUCUUAUGCAUUUGUGUUUUAUUGCCAAUGCCUGCUCACUGUUGGUCCUGAUCUGUUUUGCAACAUGUACAAAUUGUUCAGCUAGUCGUUCCGGUUUGUGAUGUGAUGCAACAUACUGCACACCCUUCCUAGUCUUGGCCUCUGAGAAACAUUUAUUUGGAAUACAUUUGUUCUCAGAGUGCAUACGUGGAGGGCUGUACAAGGUGAUUCUGAGAACUAGUGACCACAACACAGUAGCCUAAUGAUGCUUUUGCUAUCUAGGUAGAGACACAAACUUACACACAAACUACUCGACUCUAUUAUUUCGAUGACUUUAUGCAUCUGACAUGAUGUCGAUGACAAAUAAUGGACUAUACCCCUUCAACAACAAAAAAAAGAAGAUCAAAUUACCUGUGUUUUAGUUUCCCCCUCCGUUCAACGAGAAGGUUUCAAUUUUAUUUCAAAUGCACUUAAGUCUUCAGCUUCUUACGUGGAUAAUGUAACGUUUUAAUUGAUAAAUUAUGUCCAUUUGUGUUUAUUUGUUUGCGGGAAUUUUUUUUUUGAGAAUCUGACCCAUUGUAUUGUCAAGGACAACACAGAAGUGGUUGUAAACACGUCAUGUCAUAUUUGGGGGGUUUUCACUGUCUAAUUGGACUGCAGUAUCUUCCCAUUUUUGCUACAGUAUUUUUUUUAAGUCUCAACAACGACGUUAUAAGUAAAGAGGGAUGGACACAUGGUAGGCUAUAGACUGGAAAUGGUUUUAUUCUGCAGAUUGGUAAAACAAGCACAACAGUCAGACCUUUUACUCUCUAAAGUCUACACAUGUCACACCUUCUCUUCUAAGUCCAUACAGAACAGAUACUCCCACUGAAUAUUGAGAAUAAUCGAGGUCGUAAUUAGAGAAGAAACCAUUUGUGAAAUGACGCAAGCAACAAGGAAUUUGCAGGAUCUGUUCUCUAUCAGUGCCUUUUCUCUGUUUUAUCCUUAUACCCUAGUGCUUAAUACACCAAGUGUGCCUUGUACAUACACCCACACUGUGUAUCAUCACAUUUCACUACAGAUAAUUACUUGUACACAAUCAAGUGAAUGUUUGCAAUGUGCCAGAAAAUAGGAUGCAAAUGCCAAUUAAAAACUGCCGACAUGCAGACAUUGUUUGAUAAAUCAACCUACAUUUUAGUACAUACAUUGAAGUUGAAAACCCAGUGAAAUUGAUUAAAUUGUAAUAUUGUUUAUAUAACUCCAAUUCAUGAAUCACUUUUUUUUGCUGCUAGAUGAUGUGGAACAAUUAACAUAUAUAAUUAACAGUAUAUACAAACUGGGUCUAAGGAUAUUCAGGUUUCGGCACUGUAGCUCUGUCUGUGAAUUGCCUCUGAAAACUUGAUAGCUCAAAUCUGCCCUAAAACAAAUAAAUUAAUAUAAAAAUAACUGUAAUAUGGCGUUACUUAAGAAGUGCAUAUUAUACAAAGGGUAUUAUUACUAAAAGGUCAAACCUUAAUCCAUAAUGAUAAUAAAUGAUAAUUAUGGUAACGGAUAGGUAACACUGACAAAUUUAAUGACAAACCAACAUCCGAUGAAAUUGCACAAAGGCCUAUAUUCAAUCUACCUCUUCAUAGGUUUGGCUCCCACACUGAUGAACAGUUUUACACCAUUAAAACGUUGGUUUAUCCAAACAUGACGGUAAUACAACAUAAUAUGAUUGACGUGUCAGUGCGGUUUGGGGGUUGAACCAUGAGGCAGGUGGAUUGAGUGCAGGCCAAACGGUCAAGCCUGUGUGUAAGAGGCAGACUGACUCUGGGUGAAGCAGGGAGGAAGCUAAGAUGGCGUCUGAAAUGUGGGCCUUUUUAUCAGCUCAUAUUGGCAAAGAUGUUGAACGGUCUCAAAAUAGUAAAUACACUAUCAAAUAAGUACAUCAAUUGGGGUCUAGAGAUUUACAGUGCCUUCAGAAAGUAUUCACAGCCUGAAUUUAAAAUGAAUUAAGUUGAGAUGUUGUGUAAGGUGAUGUAGACAACACCCCAUAAUGUCGAGCUGGAAUUGUUUUUAGAAAUGUUUACAAAUUAAAAAUGAAAAGCUCAAGUCUUGAAUCAGUAAGUAUUCAACCCUUUUGCAUAGUAAGCCUAGUGAUAAUAUGCUUAACAAGUCACAUAACAAGUUGCAUGGACUAUGUGUGCAAUAGUAGUGUUUAACAUGAUUUUUAAAUGACUACCCCAUCU